AUGGAAAAGAGGUCAAGGAAGCGUUCUAGGAACGGGUGCUUCACUUGCCGAAAGCGGAAGAAGAAGUGUGACGAGUCUCUGUAUCCACAGUGCAGAAACUGUAACACAAAUGAGUUGCAAUGUACAUGGCCAGAACAUGUGGUUGAAAGCAAAACGCUACGACAAACACCUGAAAAACAGAAGAAGCUGCAAGAUCCACCUUCAGAGACCCCCAGUUCCUCAAGUCCUCCAAAGCCAGAGCAACAAGUAUUGGCUACUACUGUGGAUCCCGCAUCGUUGACUCAUCUGCUACAAACACAAGAAACCCAACAACCACACAACCAGAUCCGCCGACGCUUAUCUGAACCAUACGACCUUGCAACAAGUAAGCUUCUAGAAACCAUCCCAGCCCAGGAGACACUAGAAUCUGGGGUACCACAGAUUUCGCAGCCAGUCCAACUCGCACAUAGUGGGGCGCCGCAGCAAGACGAAUACCGUAUCUCUAAGCCCAAAGCUGGAAUACUACACGAAAAUCGAAAAGGCAAGAACUACUUCUUGCAAAGAAUAGCCAUGCAGCAGGACUGUGUGGAAGAGGAAGAAGAAGACGAAGAUGUGUACGGUGAGGGUAAGGUGAAUCGAGAUCUCAUUCGAAGCUACAUAGCACGCCAGAUGGAUCUUGGGGAUACGUUUCCGCAGAAGUAA
Molecule: messenger RNA, 681 nt
Organism: Candidozyma haemuli
Lineage: Eukaryota; Fungi; Ascomycota; Pichiomycetes; Serinales; Metschnikowiaceae
Gene: ZCF4
Product: Zcf4p
Exons: 1
Coding region: 1-681 (226 amino acids)
Biological process (GO): positive regulation of transcription by RNA polymerase II
Cellular component (GO): nucleus
Molecular function (GO): transcription cis-regulatory region binding; zinc ion binding; DNA-binding transcription factor activity, RNA polymerase II-specific
Source: RefSeq, a predicted model, not a curated record